UAGAGGGUGUGGGCGUGGCUCCCAGGGCGCUGAGUGCCUAUAGCGUGGAGGGGUGGGGCCCGAAGGGCGGUGCUGGCUAAUCGGCGCAUUUACGUCAAUGCCCUGUGGCGCGGAGCGAUGACUAGUGGCACGGGAGUGGGGCUGAGCGGCACUCCGAGCUGGAAGAAGCCGGGCUCUGAGAGACCAUGCUUCGCAAAGUGCUGCGAAUUGGCUUGGGCUCGGGCCUCUCAAACCGUGGCCUACGCACACGCAGAGGAGGCUUUACUCUGGACUGGGAUGCAAAGAUGUCUGAGUUUAAGAAGAAGAUUGAGUGCAUCCUGCCUGGAAAGCAAUGGGAAGAGCUGUACGACACGAGCCACCUGCCCCCGAAACAGUCGGAUGUGGUCAUCGUCGGAGGUGGGAUCCUUGGUCUGUCCGUGGCCUUUUGGCUGAAGAAGCUGGAAAGUAGACGAGGUGCCAUUCGGGUGCUGGUGGUGGAACAAGACCACACGUAUUCACGGGCUUCCUCCACAGGGCCUUCUGUGGGUGGAAUUUGGCAGCAGUUUUCUGUUCCUGAGAAUGUCCAACUCUCCCUCUUUUCAGUCGACUUUCUACGGAACAUAAAUGAACACCUGGCUGUAGUGGAUGCCCCUCUUGUAGACCUCCGGUAUAACCCCUCAGGCUGUCUCUUGCUAGCUUCAGAAAAGGAUGCUGCCACCUUGGAAAACAACGUAAAAAUGCAAAGGCAGGAAGGAGCCAAAGUCUGCCUGAUAUCUCCCGAGCAGCUACAAAACAAGUUUCCCUGGAUAAACACAGAAGGAGUGGCUCUGGCCUCUUAUGGGAUGGAGGAUGAAGGUUGGUUUGAUGCUUGGUCUUUGCUCCAGGGUCUUCGUCGAAAGGUCCAAUCAAUGGGAGUCUUACUCUACCAGGGAGAGGUGACACGAUUCAUCACUUCAUCUGGCCAAAUGCAGACCCCAAGUGGGGAACAGGUAGUCUUGAGAAGGAUCAACGAAGUCCAUGUAAAAAUGGACAAGAGUCUGGAGUAUCAGCCAGUAGAGUGUGCUGCAGUGAUCAAUGCUGCAGGACCCUGGUCUGGGCAGGUUGCAGAGCUGGCUGGUAUUGGGAAGGGACUGCCUGGCACCCUUCAGGGCACCAAGCUACCUGUGGAGCCAAGGAAAAGGUAUGUGCACUUAUGGCACUGUCCCCAGGGACCAGGUCUGGAGACACCAUUGGUUGCAGACAUCAGUGGAGUCUAUUUUCGGCGAGAAGGAUUGGGCAGCAACUACCUAGGAGGCUACAGCCCCACUGAGGAGGAAGAACCAGACCCAACAAAUCUGGAAGUGGACCAUGAUUUCUUCCAGAACAAAGUGUGGCCCCAUUUGGCCCAGAGGGUGCCAUCUUUUAAGACUCUGAAGGUGCAGAGAUCCUGGGCUGGCUAUUACGACUAUAACACUUUUGACCAGAAUGGCGUGGUGGGCCCGCAUCCACUAGUUGUCAACAUGUACUUUGCUACGGGCUUCAGUGGUCAUGGACUUCAGCAUGCACCUGGCAUCGGCCGAGCAGUGGCAGAAAUGGUACUAGAUGGCCAGUUCAAUACCAUCGACAUGAGCCCCUUCCUCUUCACCCGCUUUUACUUAGGAGAGAAGUUACAGGCGUACAAUAUCCUCUGAGCAUGGAAACUCUUCUCUGGGCCUCGCCAGCCCAGGUGUGGUCCUUGCCUCACAUUGGCUGUGAUCACUGCCUGAGUCUCCCCAGGACCAUGUCAUGGCUGCAUCCCUUUCUCACCAUCCUCCUAGCUGGACCACUCUUCCCUGUGUCUCUGGACAUGGUAUGAGCAUAGGCACAGAGACCCAGGCCAAUGGAAAGUGGUGGAGUGGGACUCCAGACUGAUUGUAGCCCAGGCUGAUGCCAUCAUCCAAAAAAAUUGGGCUGGUAUCCUGGGUAUGGGGCCCAGGACUGGCCUCCUUCCUGGCAGAGGAAAUGGGUCUCUGACCCCCUGACCAGAGCCCAGGUACACAGCAUUCUAGGAUCACCUGGCCCAAAUGUAUGGACUCGUCUGUUAUUUAAUCAAUAUAUGUGGUUAACCCCUUC
Messenger RNA from Microtus ochrogaster (prairie vole), 2070 nucleotides. It is a transcript of the gene Foxred1, whose product is annotated as FAD dependent oxidoreductase domain containing 1. Gene Ontology annotation, biological process: mitochondrial respiratory chain complex I assembly. Gene Ontology annotation, cellular component: cytoplasm. The record is from RefSeq and is a predicted model, not a curated record. NCBI's taxonomy places the organism in Eukaryota, Metazoa, Chordata, Mammalia, Rodentia, Cricetidae.